This is a messenger RNA of Daphnia pulicaria, 1944 nucleotides long. RefSeq names its product annexin B9-like. Lineage: Eukaryota; Metazoa; Arthropoda; Branchiopoda; Diplostraca; Daphniidae. The record is from RefSeq and is a predicted model, not a curated record. The coding region runs from base 222 to 1616 and encodes 464 amino acids. Gene Ontology annotation, molecular function: calcium ion binding; calcium-dependent phospholipid binding. Gene Ontology annotation, cellular component: cytoplasm. The transcript has 11 exons.
GUGGCGCUAGUUGACGUUCACUAGUGACGACGUGUGUUGCCUCUUCUUCCCGAUCAGCUGUUGAAACUUGUUAUUCACAUUAACCUCCUAAACGUUCCAAACUUGGUGAUUUUUCGGAUUACGUACUCUUCAAUAGUUGCACAAAUCCAACUCUGUCUGUCGACGGGAAAAGUUUCCUUUUUCACGACUGUUAACUGCUGACGGGUGGUCUAAUUCGGGAAAUGAGUUAUCCUAAUUAUCCAAACUAUCCUGGUUAUCCUGCUUCUACAGGUGGUUAUCCUCCUUCCACUGGUGGUUAUCCUCAGCAGCCUCAACCAGGAUACCCUAAUCAAGCAUACCCAGGAUACCCGACUGACCAAGCUCCGGCAUAUCCAUCUUAUCCCGGUAUUCAGCCCGGCUACCCUAGUUACCCGCCAGCACCGAAUCAAUAUCCUCCAGCAGCUGGUGCUGCUCCCGCUUAUCCAUUGCAGCCGCAACAACCAUACUACCCGACACAACCGGCCCCCGCUUACCCUGCGCCGUACAACGCCAGUGCUCCGCAACGAGUAGGCUAUCCGGGCGUUCCCGUGGCCCCAAUCGGUUUACAGCCGGCUGUCUCGGGUGGAGUGUACCCGUCGAUUGCCCAACCUUACGCUCCUUCGCCGCUUGGAUAUCAGCAGCAACAAAUGGAAGCGAAUAUUCCUACCGUACGUCCGGCUUCGCCGUUUGACGCCAGAGCCGACGCCGAUGCUCUCCACAAAGCCAUGAAAGGAUUGGGCACAGACGAGAAAGCUCUCAUCAACGUUCUCUGUCACCGCAGCAGCUCUCAGCGCACUGCCAUCUAUCAGGCCUUCAAGUCAGGCUACGGAAAGGAUUUGGAGUCGAAAUUGAAAAGUGAGUUGAGUGGCACGUUUGAAAAGAUAAUGGUGGCCCUCUGUCUCCCUGUCGCCGAUUUUAUGGCCAGGGAAAUGUACGAAGCUGUCAAUGGAAUGGGAACUAAAGAGGGAACGCUCGUUGAAAUACUUUGCAGCGGAACUAACCAGGAGAUCCGCGAAAUCAAUGCUGCCUAUUUACGAUUGUACGGUCAUCCUAUGGAAAAGGAUAUCAAAGGAGAUACUUCUGGCGUCUUCAAAAUGCUACUCGUUUCAUUGGCCCAGGGUCAAAGAGAUGAGAAUCAGGGUGUUGACGUUGCCAAGGCCAAGGCAGAUGCCCAACGUUUGUUUCAAGCUGGAGCGGCCAAAUUGGGUACGGAUGAAAGUGCUUUUAAUUCGAUUUUGGCGACUCGCAGCUGGGCUCAUUUACGCCAAGUUAUGUCCGAGUACCAAACUAUGCACGGCCACACACUGGAACAGGCUGUCGUUAGCGAGUUUUCUGCCAACGCCGAGAGGGGCCUUUUAGGAAUAUUGCAGUGUGCUCAAAAUAGACCCGGAUAUUUCGCCCAGCGCCUGAAUAACGCAGUUCGAGGAAUGGGCACCAAAGAUGGAAAUCUUAUUCGCAUUAUUGUGAGCCGUUGCGACAUCGACCUUGGCAACAUCAAGAGAGAAUAUGAGAAGAAAUUCAGCAAAAGUCUUUUAACGGAUGUUUCGGGUGACACGUCGGGUGAUUACAAAAAGGCUCUCCUAGCGCUAAUCGGAUGAAAAACAUCUCUCAACCGAAAACAAAAGAGGCGUUACUUGAUAUCGCACAGUGUGAAAUUUUCUCUCUAUUUAGUUAUUCACCUACACCUCUCAUUAUUGGUUGAAGCUUCUCUUUAUUUUUACCGCUUCCUAAUUUUAAGUUAUUGGGUGCCAACCUAGGCUAUGCUUCCGUGAUUUGUGAAGCUUCCACUAAAGCCAAUCGACUUCCACCAAAUUUUUCAUAUAACAGAAGUAGAGGUUAGCUUUAAAAAUACUAUAUCUUUAAUGUUUGUUUUGUUUUUUCAAUUCCCUGGUGGAGAAAAGGAAAUAAUACAGAAGACAAAAUAAA